Molecule: messenger RNA, 501 nt
Organism: Besnoitia besnoiti
Lineage: Eukaryota; Apicomplexa; Conoidasida; Eucoccidiorida; Sarcocystidae
Exons: 3
Coding region: 1-501 (166 amino acids)
Source: RefSeq, a predicted model, not a curated record
AUGCCGUCGACCCUCGCCGCGGAGGAGGACGCGUGUCCAACUGGCGGCUCUGCGAGCCCCUCCGCGGGAGCGAGCUCCGCUGCGCCCGCCUCAGAGAUGCGCCAGAGGGGGGGAAGAGGAAAGCAUACAGAAAAACCCAACAGGAGGGACUCCACGUCUCCCUUCCGCUAUGAAAAAGAUCAAGAACACUCGACGUCAAAGAGCCACAGAGGCGAGGGGAUCAGUGCAGCUGCGUUUCUCAGUCGCGAAUUCCCCGCUCUUCCAGGGACGGAGUCCGUCGACUGGCCCCGCGGAGACUUCCUCCUGGCGUGUCUCCUGUGCGUCGCGGGGACGAUCUUUUUCGUCGCAGGCUGGCGCAUGUGGGCGGCAGAGGGCCUCUGGGACGCCUUCCCCUACGGGCUGCUUUCCUUCUUUUGCCUCUGCCCCGGCGUGUACCACUUGGUGAUAUUCAUCUUGAUUUUCCUCAAGGUGCCUGGCUUCUCCUUCCGCCUUCUCCAUUGA